Messenger RNA from Mangifera indica (mango), 1891 nucleotides. RefSeq names its product ATP-dependent 6-phosphofructokinase 3. The transcript has 13 exons. Gene Ontology annotation, molecular function: 6-phosphofructokinase activity; ATP binding. NCBI's taxonomy places the organism in Eukaryota, Viridiplantae, Streptophyta, Magnoliopsida, Sapindales, Anacardiaceae. Gene Ontology annotation, cellular component: cytoplasm. The coding region runs from base 241 to 1614 and encodes 457 amino acids. The record is from RefSeq and is a predicted model, not a curated record. Gene Ontology annotation, biological process: glycolytic process; fructose 6-phosphate metabolic process.
UUCGUCCAAGUUUGGUGAGGAAUAGUCGUUCAGUCAGAAAACAUUAAGAUGAAACUCAAAGCAGAAAGUACGUGAACACCACCUCACGUGCCUUUUCAGUUUAAUCUCCUUACGUUACGCUUUCCCAAACAGACCAUAAAAUGGCGCAGGAUGAAGCAGAACGUCCCCGGUUUAAUAAAACAGUUGUAAAUCGCAGAUAUCAUUGCAAAUUUUGUUAGCAGUAAAAGUGAAGAGCAAGCGAUGGAUCAUUCUGGUAAUUUACACCACAAACUGGUUAAUGGCGACGCUGGUUAUGUGCUCGAAGAAAUUCCUCACUUCAUUGAUUACAUUCCUUCUCUCCCUACUUAUCCCAAUCCGUUACAGUCCAAUCCAGCUUAUUCAGCAGUUACGCAGUACUUUGUUAAUGUGGAUGAUACAAUUGCUCAAAAGAUUGUUGUUCAUAAAGAUGAUCCAAGAGGGACACAUUUCCUGCGUGCUGGACCUCGCCAAAAGGUGUAUUUUAAAUCAGAUGAAGUACAUGCCUGUAUUGUAACAUGUGGCGGCCUUUGUCCUGGGCUCAACACUGUGAUCCGAGAAAUUGUCUGUGGUCUUCAUCACAUGUACGGUGUCAAAAAAAUCGUUGGGGUAGACGGAGGAUAUAGGGGUUUCUAUUGCAAAGAUACGAUUGAUUUAACACCUAAGGUUGUUAAUGACAUCCAUAAGCGUGGUGGUACCAUCCUUGGAACAUCACGAGGGGGCCAUGAUACCUCAAAGAUAGUUGAUAGUAUUCAAGAUCGUGGGAUUAAUCAGGUUUACAUAAUUGGAGGAGAUGGAACUCAAAAAGGAGCAGCUGCUAUUUACGAGGAACUUAGGCGCCGUGGACUCAAAAUUGCAGUUGUUGGAAUCCCAAAAACUAUUGACAACGAUAUUCCGGUUAUUGAUAGGUCCUUUGGUUUUGAUACUGCGGUUGAGGAGGCUCAACGUGCCAUUAAUGCAGCACAUGUUGAAGCUGAAAGUAUAGAGAAUGGCAUUGGAGUUGUGAAGCUCAUGGGACGCUAUAGUGGUUUCAUUGCGAUGUAUGCUACCCUUGCCAGCCGAGAUGUAGACUGUUGUUUGAUUCCAGAGUCACCCUUCUAUCUUGAGGGGCAUGGUGGACUUUAUGAAUUUAUUGAAAAACGACUCAAAGAAAAUGGGCACAUGGUUAUUGUUAUAGCGGAAGGAGCAGGACAGGAUCUUCUUUCAGAGAGUUUGCAGUCCACAGUCCAGCAAGAUGCUUCAGGAAACAAGCUUCUCCAAGAUGUCGGGCUAUGGAUAUCUCAGAAGAUCAAGCACCAUUUUAAAAGCCAACAUAAGAUGGCCAUUACUUUGAAAUAUAUAGACCCUACAUAUAUGAUCCGGGCUAUUCCAAGCAAUGCAUCUGACAAUGUGUACUGCACUCUCCUUGCACAGAGUGCAGUACAUGGAGCAAUGGCAGGGUAUACAGGCUUCACAGUUGGUCUUGUCAAUGGCAGACAAUCAUACAUUCCUUUCAAUCGAAUCACUGAGAAGCACAAGCAGGUUGUCAUUACUGACAGGAUGUGGGCAAGACUGCUUUCUUCUACCAACCAGCCAAGCUUCUUGAAAGAAGUUCACUGAAUUCAAGAAAGAGGGACAACUUUCAUGUCAAUUGUUGGACGACAGAAUUUGCGAAAAUAACAAAUCUGAGCCAAAAACAUAGGUAAAUGACAUGGGAGCUGUAUUCCUUACUGUUCUGCAGAUUUCAUUCUUAUAGAGUUAGUAGCCACUUGAUAGAAAUGUGGACUGACUAUUAUUAGUAGUUUGAGAGUUAUAUGUAGAUUGACUUUUCUCUUCUCAAAACAAAGUGUGGAGAGCAAGUAUUUUUCAAAAGAGUGAUUCACAUUUUCGCGCCCAA